CGUUUAUUGAAUACCUGAUUAUCAACAAUGGAUUCCCACAGACAAAACUUUCACGAAAAAAGUGAGGCUGCUAUCAACAAGCAAAUUAACAUUCAGCUUUAUGCUAGCUAUAUUUAUUUGAGAAUGGCUUAUCACUUUGAUCGUGGCAAUAUUGCACUUCCAGGUUUUUCGAAGUUUUUCAAAGGACUUUCUGAUGAGGAGCGUGCUCAUGCAGAGGAGCUAAUAAAAUAUCAAAACCUUCGCGGCGGGUUAGUUGUUAUAGAUGACAUAAAAGCUCCUAUGGACGAGUGGAUAACGCCGAACAACGCUUUAGAAGAAGCAUUUAAUUUGAAAAAAAAAGUUAACGACGCAAUAUUAAAUCUAGACGGAAUCGCUAAUAGCCAUCAAGAUCCUCAUUUACAUGAUUUUUUAACAAAACGAUUUUUACGAGAGCAAGUUGAAUCAAUUAAAAAAAUUUCUAAUUUAAUCACUAAUGCAAAGAGAUGUGGUGAAGGACUUGGUCUUUAUCAGUUUGAUAAGCUAACCAUGUAAUUGUUUA
Hydra vulgaris (swiftwater hydra) is the source of this 538-nucleotide messenger RNA. RefSeq names its product soma ferritin. The record is from RefSeq and is a predicted model, not a curated record. Gene Ontology annotation, biological process: iron ion transport; intracellular iron ion homeostasis. Gene Ontology annotation, molecular function: ferrous iron binding; ferric iron binding. NCBI's taxonomy places the organism in Eukaryota, Metazoa, Cnidaria, Hydrozoa, Anthoathecata, Hydridae. Gene Ontology annotation, cellular component: cytoplasm.